Cimex lectularius (bed bug) is the source of this 1512-nucleotide messenger RNA. RefSeq names its product probable isoaspartyl peptidase/L-asparaginase CG7860. Bases 465 to 1391 code for a protein of 308 amino acids. The transcript is spliced from 8 exons. Gene Ontology annotation, molecular function: asparaginase activity. The record is from RefSeq and is a predicted model, not a curated record. Lineage: Eukaryota; Metazoa; Arthropoda; Insecta; Hemiptera; Cimicidae.
AGAUGUGACGUAGUGGUUGAGACUGAUAGGAGGACCCGGGGUUGGGUCUUGGCGGUUAAUGAGUGUUUUAUUAUUACCUUUUAUGUUGUAGAGUGAUGUUAAUGUAUGUAUAGUAGUGAGUAGUAAAAAUACUGGUUUUUGAUACGAGUGGUUUUUAUUAAAAUACUAAACCCGUAAACAUGGCGCAGUCGAAGUGAACGGGGCAAAAACAUUGUCUUGGUCGUGUGCGAGUUAACGAAAAAAUAAUUCUUCAAAAUCAUGGAGCAGGAGGAAAAACCAGGGAAAGGAAGCGAGGUGAAAAACCUCCAGAAUAUGCAGACGAUGACUUCAAAAGUAAUUGGACCCAACACUGAAGCUGGCGAGAUGCUGAAAAGCUUCUGAUAAAGCAACACAGCAAGUUUGGCAGUUCAAAUUGAUUUGUAAUGACCUAAUUACAGGAGCUGACUUUACCUGGAGGUCUGCCUAUGCUUGUCGUACAUGGUGGUGCCGGAGAUAUCCCAACUUCAAGGAUCCAGCCGAAAUUAGACGGAGUGAAAAAAUCCGCUCUAGCUGGGUAUGAAGUAUUGAAGAAAACAAAUAAUGUUUUCGAUGCGAUAGAAGCUGCCAUUCAUGUAAUGGAGGACGAUGAAGCGUUUAAUGCUGGCAGAGGUUCGGUUUUGAACUUAGCAGGAGAGGUUGAAAUGGAAGCUUUAAUAAUUGAAGGCAAACACUUCAAUGCUGGUGCAGUCACACUUGUGAAAAACAUUGCCCAUCCAAUUUCUUUAGCGAGGAUGGUCUUGGAGAAAACACCACACAGAUUUUUAGGAGGUGCAGGCUUGGAAGAAUUUAUUGUUAAGAACAAAAUCCCUCGAGUGAACGAUAGUUACCUUAUUACGGAAACUGCAAAAAGGGCUCUUGAGAAUUUUAAAAAUAUGGAUUCUCAAGUUCCUACGAAGACUGAAAUUGGCCCUGAUGAAGGUGGUGUCGGUACUGUUGGAUGUGUCGCUGUGGACACAAAUGGCCAUGUCGCUUCAGGAACUUCAACAGGAGGAAUAACAGGAAAGUACAAAGGAAGGAUAGGCGAUACUCCUAUAAUUGGCAGUGGGGGUUACAGUGAUGAUGAUAUCGGUGCUGUUUCAACCACCGGCCAUGGUGAAUCCAUCAUGCCAUACAACCUUGCUCACAGGAUUCUGACAGAAAUAGCAUCAGGAAAUUCAGCACAAAAAGCUACCCAGGUCUCAUGUGAGAAUAUGACUAAUCGUUUCAAGAAUACAGCUGGGGCAAUAACAGUAAGCAACAAAGGUGAUGUUGGUGUUGGCUUCACGUCGAAGAGGAUGGCAUGGGCUUAUGUUCAUAAUGGCGAGGUUCAUUAUGGUAUCGACCAUGGUCAACAUCUAGUGGAAAAAAUUUAAAAAUAAUACAUUAACUUAUUAACUAUUGUAAAAAUUGAUUUCUGUGUUAAAAAAAGUACUGACAAAAAAUUUGUUAAUUCAACUAUUUCAAUAAACCGGGUUUCAAUUGUAAUAGAAAAUU